UUUGUUUGUUUGUUUGUUAAUUUAUUUAUUUACCAGUUUUCUUUGCACUUGUGUGGGGAAGCGGAACUUUGUUCUGAGGCGCCUCGUUCCGCCCGGACUGUUUAACCGUCGGACCAGAGUCUCCACGGUCGGUCACAGCUCCGUCCUGUUUACCUGGAAGGAUGGCUCAGGCGGACAGCAGGGUUCUGGUUCUGGGAGCGCUGGCCGGAGRGGCCGGCCUCGGCCUGGCUGUGGUUUGUUACAGGGGUUUAAAUUCGAAGCGAAGGAGCUCCUGGGCGGGCUUCCACCAUAACCGCAGCGACGGGCACGGGUCCGGGCUCACGGUGGUGGACGGUCCGGGUCUUCCCAGAGGCCAGGCCGAGGUGCUGGAGCGCCUGGAGGCCCUGAUCCAGUGCGUGUCAGAGCUGAAGGACGAGAUGAAGGCGCUGAAGACCGCUCUGCCCUCGCUGCAGGACCACGUCAGGGAGGAGCUGCGGGGCCACGGCACGGCCCACCGAGUCAGUCCUCUGCACAGAACCAGGAGGAAAAGGACCGCAGGGACCACGUCCAGACCCGAGGGACAGAGCUCUGAGGACGCCGAGAGCGAGGGAGGGUACAUUACGGCUCUGACCGARUCGGAGGAUGAAGACGAGCAAAGCGAAGCAGAGCAGAACAGUGAAGAAGAAGACGAGGACCAGCUGUCAGUCCUCCUGGAAAGGAUCGACCGUUUACGUCAGGGCGACGAGUCAGGAAAAAGAGAGAGUCUGGACAUCCUGCUGGAGCAAAAAGACCAGUUUGGACAGAGCUCUGCGUUUCUGUGGCGGCUGACCCGAGCGUACUGUGARGUCCACGACCUCUGCAGCUCGCUGGAGGAGAAGAAGACUCACGCAGAGAGAGGGAAACAAGUCGGAGAAGAAGCAAUUCACCUGAAUCCUACAUGUGCUGAAAGUCACCAAUGGUACGCCGUUAUGUGUGGAAUUAUGGCAGAAUAUGACACGAUACAGAACAGGAUAAAGAACGGCUACAUCUUUAAGGAUCAUCUGGAUAAAGCCAUCGAGCUGAACCCGCAGGACCCCCUGUCCUACUACCUGCUGGGCCGCUGGUGCUACACUGUUGCUCAGUUGUCGUGGAUUGAGAGAAAAGUUGCCACAACUCUGUUCGGAGAACCUCCCAGUGCCACCAUUGAAGACGCUCUGAAGAAUUUUCUCAAAGUGGAAGAGCUUCAUCCUGCUUACUCCAAACUGAAUUAUGUGUUUCUGGCCAAGUGCUACAAAUAUCUGGGACYGAUGGAGAAGGCCAGGAAGAUGUGUGAAGCUGCUUGUUCUAUGAAGAACGUCUCCAAAGAGGAUGAAGAAGCACAAAAGGAGUUGGAUGUUCUGUGUCCYGCACUUGGAGUGUGACAACAGUGGAAGAAUCAUGCAGACUUUUUAAAUUUAUGAAUAAAAAUGUUGUUUUUCUGUUUGAACACACUGAAUGUUAGGCCGUGGUUUUAAAUCACUCUGUGAGUGGAGAGACGUGUUCUGGUGUCAGAGACAAACAUCUGUCAGAGCAAUAAGCAGCAUUUAACGCGGUCUUUGUUGAAAUUCUGACUUUCGUUGUAAUAAUAAUAAUAAUAUGUUUUUAAAAUACUAGAAAACAUUUUUUCUUUCUCUCUGUUAGAAGUUCAAACCCUCUGAGGCUAAACUCUUCAGAACUCAUUUUUAACAGUAGGAUACAGCCAGGGAAGUCAUUUAUAACAUCUACUUUUAUUUCAGUCAAAAGAAAUCUUGCAAGUUACGCUCAGACUGACACUUGUCUGCAGGCU
Austrofundulus limnaeus is the source of this 1783-nucleotide messenger RNA. RefSeq names its product regulator of microtubule dynamics 2 (gene rmdn2). Gene Ontology annotation, molecular function: microtubule binding. The record is from RefSeq and is a predicted model, not a curated record. Gene Ontology annotation, cellular component: spindle microtubule; mitochondrion; cytoplasm. Lineage: Eukaryota; Metazoa; Chordata; Actinopteri; Cyprinodontiformes; Rivulidae.